AUCAGAUGGCUUGUGGCAUGCAGGGGCUCAGUGUGGGCUGCAGCAGCUAAGAGAGAGAGUUUUUGAAGUUACUUUUGCUUUGCUUUGGAGUUAGUUCAAGGAGGACAACGUUCCUAGAAGAGAAUAGGAGACAAAGUAAGGGACUGGGAACACUCUUCAUUUUCAAUGGAAUGAGGACUGGUUCUGUUAGUUGCAGUCUCCUCUAAGAGUUUUUGUUUCUGACAUUGUGCCUUUGAAGCCACAGCAUUGUUUUAAACCACUUUCUUCAUGUUUUAUGGGUAAGUGGCUAACAAACGAAGAGGCUGAAUUCAUCCUGAAAACAAGUUCAGAAAGUACUCUUAGUUUUUGGCAUCUGCUCAGAGCAGGACUUUCAGCAGUUUUCAAUAGUUCUGAAAGGCUUGGAGAGAAAAUUCUGCUACCAUGGCAGAUCAUGUUAUUGAAGGGUCCGAAAACUACACUGGCAAAGAUGAGUUGGACUGGGGCUAUGAAGAAGGCGUCGAGUGGGGUCUUCUGUUUCCUGAGGCAAAUGGAGAGUACCAGUCCCCCAUAAACCUGAAUUCUAGAGAGGCACAAUAUGACCCUCGGCUCUUGGAAGUGGGGCUUAACCCUAACUAUGUAGUUUGCAGGGAAUGUGAGGUCAUUAAUGAGGGUCACACUGUGAGGAUCAUUCUCAAGUCCAAAUCAGUUGUUACUGGUGGCCCUCUGCCCAGCGACCAUGAGUAUGAACUGAGCGAGGUGCGCUUCCACUGGGGAAAAGAGAACCAGAGGGGUUCUGAACACACUGUAAACUUCAAGGCCUUUCCGAUGGAGCUUCAUCUAAUCCACUGGAACUCUACAUUAUUCAGCAGCAUGGAGGAGGCCAUGGGCAAGAAAAAUGGCAUUCUCAUCAUUGCCUUAUUUGUGCAGAUAGGGAAGGAACAUCUUGGGCUGAAGGCCAUCACAGACGUCCUGCAGGAUCUGCAGUACAAGGGGAAGACAAAAAUAAUUCCAUGUUUCAACCCAAACACAUUAUUACCUGAUCCUCUGCUAAGAGAUUAUUGGGUGUAUGAGGGCUCUUUAACCACACCGCCUUGUAGUGAGAAUGUCAUCUGGAUUCUCUACCGUUACCCACUAACCAUCUCUCAAAUGCAGAUUGAGGAGUUCCGUCGGCUCCGGUCUCACAUUAAAGGAGCCGAGCUUCUGGAAGGGAAUGAUGGGAUGCUGGGAGACAACUUUAGACCCACCCAGCCCCUGAGUGACAGGGUGGUCAGGGCAGCUUUCCAGUAGAACCUCCACAGCAGGAUCCUUUUUAAUCUGGCAGGAGUAAAUUUACCGGAGAUUGUAUUAUUUUCACUGUUUGUUCAAGUGGAGCGCCCUCAUUUGAAGAUAAUGCAGUGGCUUAUGUAUGGCUUUGACUGCUCUGUGUAAAGGAGGAGUUAGAUUAGGCUCAACACAUUAGCUGAUUAAAUGUCUCAUUGUCUGGGUUUUGGAGGGAGCCCAUCUGGGUCUUCAGGGAGCAAACUUAGAUAGUAUGUAUGUUAAUUUUGAGAUACCGCAUAAGAAUGGUGCAUGGAAACACCAUAAUGCAAAAAAUAAUCAAAAAUGUGCAUAAACAAAUGAUAAUCUACGGUCGCUUAUAUUGGAUACAUUUUUUGUUUUGUAAGAAAACAUGCACAAAAACUACUAUGGAAACACAUUACUGUAUAAAGUCAUGUGACUUACUAAUUAGUUAGUAACUAGACUAACCAGCGGACAAACAUCUCAAAUGUUGCUUUAAAAAGCUGGAAGCAAAUUUGUUUUACAAAUUGAUAAAUUUUUUCCAUUACCUCCCAGAACUGUAUGAUAUGCUGUGGCUCCAAAAUGUAAGGCAUCUGCUGUCGAUAGUUUGCAAACAUGAACUACGUCAGAGCAUUUGUCUGUGUGCUCUAAACUGCAAGUAAUGUAUUACAUUUAAUAAAACCCAGUGGCUACAACUUCCAUUUCCAUUUGGAUUUUGGAGCAAUUUCCCCACAAGUGACAACACGUGAUGGAAAUGCUACUUUUUUCCCCCCGCAAAUUCAUUCUGACUACUGUUAAUAAUACAGACUUAAACAUAACUGGAAUUUGAUUUCCAAUUGACCAUAAUUCUGUAAAACUGUUCAAAGGGUCUUGCUAAACGUACUUAGUGGAAACAGGCAAUAUUCUGUUAACAGUAUUAGCAUCACUACACAAUGGAGUGCUGCAAGGGUUAGAGUAACCCAGUUCCUUCUGAUCUAGGACUAACUGCAGCAUUGUGUAAAGAUCUAUUUAUUUCCGGGCUCUCAAGGGGGAACCUGGGUCUGCCUGGGUAUUACUAAUUUUGAAAGGAGACUUUGAGCAGGCUCAAUUUAAGCUGUAAUGAUGCAGUACUUCUAAAAGAGUCCAAUGCUAUAACCAGAAUAAUCCAAACAAAUUUCUUCUUUUCCACUACUGUAUUUCUAUACUACACUUUAGAGUGUGUUAUUAAAACAUAAGGUUCACUCAGUAACUUUUGUGUUUAUGUGAUCUUGGACUUACAUUGAUACCUAUGGCGGUGUAUGCAGCAUCAUUUAAAAUCAAUAGUUUUUAGUUUCAGAUGCCAUUGUAGUAUUUAGUAUUCACAGUCAGCCAUGAUUAAUUUAAUCCACAAGUGAAAGUGUCCAAUAACAGGGCAGCUACAGAGAUUAAGAUGGAUAUUCGGUGGGUCAUGUGAUUUUAAAAUGGCAGCCCCCAUGAGGAGACCCUCUCCAUGAAGAGUAAAAUGGCUUUAAUAAGGUUACAGUAAUGGCUGGAGUUUUUAUUUUAUGUGACCGGUUUUGAUUGUAUACAUAAGUUACAAAAUUACAAUUCAUUUUAAUAGGAGUAAAAUGUUUUUACUGAGGAAAAAAUU
This is a messenger RNA of Xyrauchen texanus (razorback sucker), 2866 nucleotides long. Its product is annotated as carbonic anhydrase-related protein-like. NCBI's taxonomy places the organism in Eukaryota, Metazoa, Chordata, Actinopteri, Cypriniformes, Catostomidae. The transcript has 8 exons. The record is from RefSeq and is a predicted model, not a curated record. Gene Ontology annotation, molecular function: zinc ion binding; carbonate dehydratase activity. Bases 421 to 1266 code for a protein of 281 amino acids.